UACGAUUCUGCAUUUGAGUUGCAAACAUUUCUACAAGUGACACAACAGCGUGCCGAAUUCCAGAGUCAAAUAAAUCGAUUAACUUCUCUCUGUUGGGAUCGCUGCAUCACCGGAUAUCCCCCAUCAAAAAUGGAUGCGAAGCAAACUACUUGUUUUGAAAAUUGCACAGAACGUUACUUUGAUGUUUCUGUUCUUCUGCGUGAUCGUUUUCAGUCAAUGCUAUCAAAAUUACAAAGUCACUAG
Molecule: messenger RNA, 243 nt
Organism: Echinostoma caproni
Lineage: Eukaryota; Metazoa; Platyhelminthes; Trematoda; Plagiorchiida; Echinostomatidae
Source: the annotation of a GenBank genome assembly